AAAUUUUUAUCAAAAUAUGGAUCUAGUUUACAAUGUAAUCCUAAAGAUUACCAUAUAAUUCAAUUAGAAUCUCAGCAAGAAUUAAUAUUAAAAUUUGCAGAAUUAUAUCAGAGUUAUUCACCAGACAUUGAAUUUGGAUUUAAUACAGGAGGAUAUGAUUGGAAUUUUAUAUUACGAAAGUCGAUGGUACUUGAUAUUUAUGAUCAGUUUGUUUCGAUAAUAACAAACACCAAGUCUAACACCGAUCUAAAAAUCCAAGAAACAAAGAUACGAGUUGUCGAUUUGGAUAUUGAAAAAGUAAAUCUGAAAUAUGAGUUCGCAGGGAUAAACUUAAAUAAUCGAAAGAUAAAGGUUAAUCCUAUGGAAACGAUGAAAUGCGAAUUCUUAAAAAUCCCAAGGACAAUUUUUAUUGAUUUGCUAAUUUGGUCAAAAAAAACAUUCCAAACCGAAAUUAAAAAUACGCUUGAUGUAGUAUUGAAACGUUGUGGUCUAUCUGGCAAGAUCGAUUUACCGUAUUUACCAGAAAAAGGUUCAACCGAUUUACGAUGCAUGUUUGUUUAUGCGAAUGCGAUAAUUUUUCAUCAUAACAAACAAAUUUUAACUCAAUUUGCGGUACAACUUUCCAAAAAAACCAAAAUCCAGCUUGAACAAUGUGAAUUUGCCUUUUUAGUAUCUGAUGAUGAAUUGGAAGAUUACGCGAUUGAAUUAGCAUAUUAUUGUUCGGUCGAUACCAUGAGAUUACAUGAGCUUAAUAUCAAAAGAAACAUUAUCAUCGAACAAGGGAAAUAUGAAGGAGCUUUAGUCCUAGUUCCAAACAAAUCUUUUACUACACCUGUAGCGGAUCUUGAUUUUGCGUCAUAUUAUCCUAACACAAUAAUCUUAAACAACAUAUCAACUGAUACCCGAUUAAACAACUUUACUACUGACUCAAAUAUCAUAAUUGAUAAUGAAAAAACCUAUGGUAUUUUCAAAAAACAUCAUGGUGUGCGAGAUAAAAUGGGAAUUAUGCCUUUGAUGUGUCAUGAUCUUUUAGAAGCUCAUAAUGAAACGAAACGGUUGAUGAAGAUUCAUAAGAAUGAUAAAUCCAAAUAUCUUUAUUAUUCGUCAAAAUCUAACGCAUUAAAAAUAUUAGCAAACUCAGUGUAUAGAGAAACGGGUUAUAAAUAUUCUCCAUUAUAUCGUGAGGAAAUAGC
Racocetra fulgida is the source of this 1193-nucleotide messenger RNA. NCBI's taxonomy places the organism in Eukaryota, Fungi, Glomeromycota, Glomeromycetes, Diversisporales, Gigasporaceae. The record is from the annotation of a GenBank genome assembly.